AUGUGGCGAACGUCUACUUGUUUGCGGUCAAAUGCACCGAAGAGAGCUGUCAACCGCUCUUCCAGAGCUCUAUUUACGAAGGGACUCGGGUCGUCGCCACCGAACGUCCGGGCGUGUUUGAGUCACCCAAAAUGCGCUCAUUCCACUAGCACGUUGUCUCGAUGGGUUUCAGGCGCGGCUGCACUGAGACCACAAUCAAAUCCCGAAGGCUCCUCUGCAGCCAGGGAUCUUCCAGUUAGUAGGAUAGACGACCGGAAGGUCGUAAUUGGCUGGGAUACGCAUACGUGGACCCGAUACCAUCAUAUCUGGCUCCGGGACCACUGUCGAUGUUCCCAGUGUUUCCACCCUGUGACCAAACAGCGCCUUGUCAAUACAUUCGAGAUUCCACCGGAAAUCAAGCCAGUGAACGUCGAAUCCAAAACAGAUGGCCUAGAGGUUACUUGGCCAUCAUCACAACCUCACACUUCUUUCUACCCAUGGUCAUGGUUACAAGAAAACUCGUAUGACCCACCAAUGCAUCAAACACCACCUACCGAAAAAAUCCUUUGGGGAUCCAAAAUUCAGCAAUCCCCGCCAACCGUAACGUUCGAAGAAGCAAUGUUAGAAGAUGACCGAGGUGUAUUUAAAUGGCUGUCGAACAUUGACAAGUUCGGUUUUUCUUUCAUCACAGAUGUCCCUCCAACGCCGGAGGCGACUGAGGAGCUCUCCCGUCGUAUUGGAUUUAUCCGCGAGACACAAUACGGGACAUUCUGGGACUUCACCUCGGAUCUUGCCAAGGGUGACACCGCUUAUACCACACUAGCACUCGGUGCGCACACCGAUACUACCUACUUCACAGAUCCCUGUGGUCUACAACUAUUCCACCUGCUGUCGCAUACCGAUGGCACGGGCGGCGCAACUCUUCUUGUAGACGGUUUCUAUGUUGCGUCAAUUUUGAAGGAGCUGCACCCUAGAGCUUACGAAUUGCUGUCUACCGUUCCCGUACCUGCACACGCCGCUGGCGAACCUAGUGCUCUGUAUACCCCUAGUAUGGGCGGCUCUCCAGUUCUAAAGCACGAAGGAGGACAGCUGGUCCAGGUUCGCUGGAACAACGAUGACCGCAGUGUGAUGCGGAACCUAGAACCUGGAUUGGUCGAGGAAUGGUACGAUGCGAUCAGAUUGUGGCAGAAGUUCCUUACGAGCUCCGACUCCGAGUAUUGGGUGCAACUUUCGCCGGGCACUUCAGUCGUCGUGGAUAACCACCGCGUGCUCCAUGGGCGAUCUGCCUUCAGUGGCAAGCGGCGAAUGUGCGGCGCAUAUAUCGGCGUGGACGAGUAUCGCUCCCGUCUUGCGGUUCUCGCUGAGAGGUUCGCCCCUGAUGCCGUGGUGCGUGACACUACGCCUUAUGCAAGUGUCAAUGGACGGAGCGUGUGGAACCCCGCCCUUUGA
Molecule: messenger RNA, 1428 nt
Organism: Sparassis crispa
Lineage: Eukaryota; Fungi; Basidiomycota; Agaricomycetes; Polyporales; Sparassidaceae
Product: Trimethyllysine dioxygenase
Exons: 11
Coding region: 1-1428 (475 amino acids)
Biological process (GO): carnitine biosynthetic process
Cellular component (GO): mitochondrion
Molecular function (GO): trimethyllysine dioxygenase activity; iron ion binding
Source: RefSeq, a predicted model, not a curated record